Molecule: messenger RNA, 618 nt
Organism: Lachancea thermotolerans CBS 6340
Lineage: Eukaryota; Fungi; Ascomycota; Saccharomycetes; Saccharomycetales; Saccharomycetaceae
Product: KLTH0C11682p
Exons: 1
Coding region: 1-618 (205 amino acids)
Source: RefSeq, a predicted model, not a curated record
AUGAACGUUAGAUCUCCUGGUAAAUUACGCCGUGCGCUUUCGGGCAAGAACAUAAAUAGCAAAUCAGGCCUACGCAAAAGGUCUGCCUCUUUAUCCCCAAAAAAGCUUGGGACAGCACGAAGGAGCGCGGAACACUCAGUACUUCAAGUGAAAUCAAUUGAAAAAGUACAACCAUUCCAGUUUUUUGAGCAGUCAGUGGAAGAUCAACAAGCAGUUUCCUCCGCGCAAAAUAAACUUUGUCACGCAGGCGAUGACAAAGUUUGCACCACAAAGGAGAAAGAGAACAUACCCUUAGAUAACCCAAAUUGCAGAUUUGGCAGUAAGCCUACCCAAGUUUCUAACGAGAGAGCACCACUUUCGAGGCUUAACGCCGACGACUACGGGGGCGUUCUUCAGAUACACGACCUUCCAACUUACGCAGACAGCGAACAUCAGUCAGAAAACCUUAUUGAAGUGUCAGGCUUCACGACGCCUCCUCGAGGUGGUAAAACUGGAACUGAUACAGCAUUUCACAGCUUUAAUACCAGUCCACGUAAAAUUGAAACGCAACAAGGUCGUGAAGAAAGAACUAGUUUCUCAGCCUUGAAAGUGGCUAGAAAAUUGAAAUUUGAGGAUUGA